AUGUACCUGCUCUAUCAACCACCGAAAUGGGGGUUUAUGCUGGAUUUCUAUCAAGACCAUGGGAAGAUUAUUAUGUACACCAGCUUCUACAUUUCGUGGGCAUUCGGGCCGUAUCAGGCGUUUCUGACGACAAUGUUGGCGGUCAAUCGGUACACGUCAAUUCUGAAUGAGGAGCUGUAUCGGAAGGUGAGGUCAGCUGCAUUUUUUACUGUAAUUUUUUUCGCUUUGAGACCAAAAAAAUUGAGAAUUUUUUUUUUUGAAUUUGAGAUUUUUGUACCACCAAAAAAUAAUCAAAUCCAAAAAAUGUUCUAUUUUAGUGUUCUAGAAUGUUCCAAUUUCGGUUCCUGAUUACAAAUAAUUUUUAAUUAAUUAAUUAAUUCAAAGAAAUUGGUUCCUUCAUUUCAAAAUUUUUUAUGAAUUAUGUAUUUCGGUAAAACAUACAACAUUUUUUAUAUUCUAGUAGAAUUUCUACGUCAUUUUCUUCCGUGUUCUUGCGAUUUGUCAAUUUUUCGAAUUUUCACUUGAUUCCUUUGCCAAAAGUAUCUAUCAGUUUGUCGGGAAAAUAAGGAGCAUAAUGUCGCUGGGCCAAUCGCGUCGCUGACGUAAAAAAUAAUUUGAUUUUGCCCCGACCCAAUUCAUUUUCUCGGCGGCGAUGCUAUUUUCGAUGCGACAGAGUGCUCAUUAUUUUCCCGACAAAGCGAAAAAAUCUAACGGUGAAAGAGCUACAAGUGCGAUGCUCAAAUUUGAUGAGGCUUGAUCAAAUUUAAAGCAGUUUUUUAAGUUAUAUGCUAAACUCCGUAGCUCGGGCAGAAACCGGCGAGAUUUUUAGGGUGCAAUUUGGAAAAAAUAUCGCAGCCUUUGCGCAUAAUUCUCCUUGAUUUUUAUGCUAGAACAUCUCGACUUUCCCAGAAAAGAUCGGGCUAAAAUUCUCAGACAUUGCUAUGGCACAUUCUCGAAAUAUAUGUAAAAUUAAAGCGCAAAAUUUCAGAUCUUCUACCGGAAACGGACAUGGUACUGGAUGGGCGGGUUUCUUUGUUACACUGCAACUUUUGCUUGUCUCAUAUUCCUGAGUCCAGCUGUGUAUGUGCCAAAUGAGUUCAAUGGGUUGACACAGAAACUUACAAGGUAAAUUUCGUGUAUUUCUCAUUGCAAGAUUUGCUUUCACAUGAUAUGCGACGUAAAUUUUCAAAUCUCAAUCUGUCGGGAAAAUAAUGUGGAUUUCUUCGCGCCUUGGAUCGCUCAUAAUCUUUGCGGCGGCUAGCCGCGGCUGGAAAUUUGUAAAAAAUUGGCCUGAAAUUUUGCCGCGACAAAAACCACAUUAUUUUCCCGACAGACUGAUAUGCGACUUCUUUCAUCUUUCACUUACAGCAACAUUUUGUUGGGCGGAAUGUUCCUCUCGACCGGGACAAUAAUGUUCGGGUGUUGCAUUGGGAUCGGCUACAUGUAUUUUGAAGUUUUCAACGAGCUGCGCUCCGUUGACAGCGUGAUGUUGAAUCGUCGCCAAUUCCAACGAAAGCCCGAGAUCAACUUGUUGUUGAUCUCGGUGGUUGUUUGUGUCAUCUUCUUUUUUUCGGCAUGCUACAUUGUCUCGAAGUCGUUGUUCGGUUUCGAUAGGGGCGCAACGAUGUAUAAUCUGGUAAAGUAAGUGGAUUUCUGAAUGUCUGUUGUUCUCCAACGUCUGGAAAGUAAACAAGAGCCUAAUAAGUUUGUAUCACAGCCAAAAACGACGUAUUUUUCAUUUCAUUUCAAGCGUAUUUUGCAUUCCAUUUCAGCACCAUCUGCAGCUGCGCCAAUCCAUAUCUUUUGGUUGGGUUCAGCGAUAAUGUUCGCCAACGAUUCUCGGCUAUGUUCUGCUGCGACAAGAUCAAUUGUCAGUGCUGUUUGAAGAUCGACGAGCGGCCUGUAACUCCGACUAACAAUCAGUACUCUUCUGGAGUUCAUAGCAAUGGAUAUGGCCCUGAUCAGACUGUUGUCUAG
Bursaphelenchus xylophilus (pine wood nematode) is the source of this 1977-nucleotide messenger RNA. The record is from the annotation of a GenBank genome assembly. NCBI's taxonomy places the organism in Eukaryota, Metazoa, Nematoda, Chromadorea, Rhabditida, Aphelenchoididae.